ACUGACCAAUCAGACUAUUGAUUUAUUUCGGCCAAUAAGCGGUAAGCAAUUUGAGGCCUUCCCGGUGGCGUUGUUUAGACCGACCGACAAGACGUGUACAUUUUAAUGUACAUUGCUUUUCUUAUACGUUAACCAUGCCGUAUGCUAACCAGCCAAUAGUGAAGAUCACAGAACUGACGGAUGAGAAUGUUAAGUUUGUCAUUGAGAACACCGACCUGUCGGUUGCGAAUUCCAUCCGACGUGUCUUUAUGUCAGAAGUUGCAACAAUAGCUAUUGAUUGGAUUCAAAUUGAUGCAAAUUCUUCUGUGAUCCACGACGAGUUUAUUGCUCACAGAGUGGGUCUUAUUCCCCUUACCAGUGAUGAUGUUGUGGACAAGAUGCAGUACUCCAGAGACUGUACAUGUGACGAUUUCUGCCCAGAAUGCUCUGUUGAACUGACACUAGACGUUCGCUGCACAGAGGACCAGACCCGCCAUGUGACCUCACGAGACCUGCUGUCCAACCACCCUCGAGUCAUUCCUGUGACCUCCAAGAGUCGAGACAAUGAUCCCAAUGACUAUGUUGAACAGGAUGACAUUUUGCUUGUGAAGCUUAGGAAGGGUCAGGAGCUGCGUCUCAGAGCUUAUGCCAAAAAGGGUUUUGGCAAGGAGCAUGCCAAGUGGAACCCUACAGCAGGGGUGUCCUUUGAGUAUGACCCAGACAAUGCACUGAGGCACACUGUUUAUCCACGGCCAGAGGAAUGGCCAAAGAGUGAAUACUCAGAGAUUGAGGAGGAUGAGGUGCAAGCACCCUUUGACCCCAAUGGCAAACCUGAGAGGUUCUAUUAUAACGUGGAGACAUGUGGCUCACUGCGACCGGAGACCAUCGUCAUGUCUGCUCUGGCAGUGCUGAAAAAGAAACUGAGUGAUUUACAGACCCAGCUGAGUCACGAAAUCCAGAGUGAUGUCCUCACGAUCAACUGAGUCCUGCCGUUUUAGCCAGUUCUACACUGCUCACAGAGAUCAGAAGCAGACCCAGUUCCAAAUGAUGGAUUUAUUUGAUGGUAGCAAAUUUGUGAUAUUGGUAGGAGAAAUGUUGAUCCAACCAUAUCAGAUCACCUACUGAUAUCGUCUAUUGUUUCUACAUCAUCCACCAUAUUGUUUUGUCUACAUCUCCGCUUUGUAGAAGUUGUUUGCAGGAUUCUUUUUUUUAAAUUGUAUUUUGUAUAAUGAACCUUUUUUUUCAAUAAACCCCCAUUUUCAUCCA
This is a messenger RNA of Oncorhynchus gorbuscha (pink salmon), 1245 nucleotides long. It is a transcript of the gene polr2c, whose product is annotated as RNA polymerase II subunit C. Gene Ontology annotation, molecular function: DNA-directed RNA polymerase activity; protein dimerization activity. Gene Ontology annotation, biological process: DNA-templated transcription. Gene Ontology annotation, cellular component: RNA polymerase II, core complex. The coding region runs from base 135 to 962 and encodes 275 amino acids. The transcript is spliced from 9 exons. Lineage: Eukaryota; Metazoa; Chordata; Actinopteri; Salmoniformes; Salmonidae. The record is from RefSeq and is a predicted model, not a curated record.